Messenger RNA from Kwoniella shivajii, 1809 nucleotides. Its product is annotated as dihydroxyacetone kinase. Gene Ontology annotation, cellular component: cytosol. Gene Ontology annotation, molecular function: glycerone kinase activity; ATP binding. NCBI's taxonomy places the organism in Eukaryota, Fungi, Basidiomycota, Tremellomycetes, Tremellales, Cryptococcaceae. Gene Ontology annotation, biological process: glycerol catabolic process. The transcript is spliced from 7 exons. The record is from RefSeq and is a predicted model, not a curated record. The coding region runs from base 1 to 1809 and encodes 602 amino acids.
AUGACAGACCGACACAUCUUCCCAGAUCAUACUACCUUAGUAUUCCGAUCACUGAGAGGACUUGUAGCUUCUAAUCCUUACCUUAAUCUCAUCCCAUCAUUGAAAGUCGUUUAUAGAGCAGAUCAUGAUACUUCCAAAGUAUCCUUGAUUUGUGGUGGUGGAUCAGGACAUGAACCCGGAACAGUCGGUUUCGUAGGAAAAGGUUUAUUGAAUGCAAGUGUUGCAGGUGAUGUUUUCGCCAGUCCAAGUGCAAGACAAGUCAACGCUGCCAUCAAAAUGGUUGGAAGUGAAAAAGGUGUUAUAUUGGUUAUAACCAACUAUACGGGUGAUAAUCUUCAUUUCGGUUUGGCUAGAUUAAUGGCUCAAUCUGCUGGAGUCAAGAAUGUGGAACUCGUAGUUGUUGGAGAUGAUGUAUCGGUGCCCCGAUCAAGAGGAAAGUACCUAGGUAGGAGAUGUCUCGCAGGUAUAACCUUGGUGUGCAAGAUCAUGGGAGCAGGAUCAGAAGCGAAUAUGGAAUUUGAUCAACUUGUAUCUUUGGGUAGAUCUUUAUCUUCCAAUACAGCUUCUAUAGCUGUGGCUUUAGAUCAUUGUCAUGUUCCAGGAAGAAGUGGUGAUGGUGAAUGGCAUAUUGAAGAAGGUAGAUGUGAGAUUGGUUUAGGUUUGCAUAACGAGACUGGAGUAUUCAAUAUCGCUCAACCAGGUCCAGAAGAAUUGAUCACCAAAUUAUUGGAUUUAUUACUUAAACAAGAUGAUCCAGAAAGAUCAUUUGUCAAAUUCAAAGAUGACGAUGAAUUGGUUUUAUUAGUCAAUAAUAUGGGUGGAAUGAGUGAAUUAGAAAUGGGUGCUGUCGUAGAUGAAGUUUUGGUUCAACUCGAAUCAAGAAAUAUCAACCCAGUCCGAAUUUUACAAGGUCCAUUUAUGGGAGCAAUGAAUAUGCCCGGUAUAUCAUUAUCAUUACUUAAUUUGACUAAUGUGUCAGAAGAACAUUCGUUCGUUUCGACUUUGAAAUUACUUGAAUUAUUAGAUGCUCCUCACAACUCUCCUGCUUGGCCAGCUACAUCCCAGAGAUAUCCUCUUCCUGAACAAUUGAAGAAUAGAAAGAGGGAAGAUGCAUUCACUGAAGUUGAAGAAGAGAAAGAAGAGGUUUAUACUGGUGGAGCGAAAUUAGUCGUCGAUCCUAAACCGAUUAGAGAAGCAAUGAAGAUUGCAGCUGAAAACGUAUUAGCUUUAGAACCACAAUUGACCAAAUGGGAUACGAUUGUCGGUGACGGAGAUUGUGGAGAGACAUGUGCACUUGGAGCCAAAGGUGUACUUUCAGCUCUUGAGAAUGGUUUAGGAGCAGAUGGUGAUCUUGUUCAAUUAUUCCGAAUCUUAACACAAGUAAUCGAUGAUUCAAUGGGUGGAACCCUCGGAGCUAUUUUCUCGAUUUUCCUCGCAGGUUUAACCACGGCAUUGAUCAAAGCAGUUGAAGCCAAUCCUGAACUAGAAGUUACACCUUUAUUCUUUGGUGAGAUAACCAAAGAAGCUUUGGACACUUUGCAGCAACGAACAGCAGCCAGGGUCGGUCACCGUACAGUAAUGGAUGCCCUAAUCCCUUUCGCAGAAACAUUGGCACAAUCUGGUGAAUUGCAAAAAUCAGUUGAAGAUAGUACGAAAGGAGGUGAAGGUACAGUCAAGUUAGAAGCUAAAAUGGGUAGAGCAGCCUAUGCAGGUACCGGUGCUGAAAGAGGUGAUAUGCCUCCUGACCCAGGGGCUAUGGCUUUUGUGGAAGUUGUUAAAGCUUUAGGAAAGGUCUUCUCAGGUCAAUAA